Molecule: messenger RNA, 1686 nt
Organism: Vitis riparia (riverbank grape)
Lineage: Eukaryota; Viridiplantae; Streptophyta; Magnoliopsida; Vitales; Vitaceae
Product: peptidyl-prolyl cis-trans isomerase, chloroplastic
Exons: 7
Coding region: 87-1433 (448 amino acids)
Biological process (GO): protein peptidyl-prolyl isomerization
Molecular function (GO): peptidyl-prolyl cis-trans isomerase activity
Source: RefSeq, a predicted model, not a curated record
UCUUCCAUAGUCUCAGUUUCCUCCCCCAAAAGCUUAUCCUUUCUUUCUCUCUCUCAAAACCCUAAUGCCAUUUUUGUGAAACACCCAUGGCAGCCUUUAUCUCCUGCCACGCCUGUUCUUUUCUAUCUACCUCCAAACCCGUCACCCCAAGAAUACCCGCCAACCAUUUUCGCUUCCCAGUUGCUCAGAGGAGUGCUUGGACUCGGAAGCUCGGACCCAGAUGUUUUUCUCAAUACCCACCCCCAUUUCAGAAUCAAAAGAAAGCGAAGUCCUUUUCCUUGAAGGAAUGUGCAAUUUCUAUAGCUUUGGCGGUUGGAUUGGUGACAGGAGUACCUGCAAUGGACUGGUGUGCUGAUGCCUAUGCGGCCACUCCAGCAUUGCCUGAUUUGUCUGUAUUAAUUUCUGGACCGCCAAUUAAGGACCCAGGAGCAUUGUUGAGGAAUGCGCUGCCUAUUGACAAUAAGGCUAUUAGAGAGGUUCAAAAGCCACUUGAAGAUAUCAGUGAGAGUCUGAAGUUAGCUGGAGUCAAGGCACUCGACUCUGUUGAGAGGAAUGUGAGGCAAGCGUCUCGAGCUCUCAAGCAGGGUAAGAGUUUAAUUAUUGCAGGAUUAGCAGAAUCAAAGAAGGAAAAUGGAGUAGAAUUGCUUGGCAAGCUGGAAGUUGGAAUGGAUGAGCUCGAACAAAUUGUGGUGGACAGGAAUAGAGAUGCGAUUGCUCCUAAACAAAAAGAGCUGCUUCAAUAUGUUGGAGAUGUUGAAGAGGAUAUGGUGGAUGGCUUCCCAUACGAAGUGCCUGAAGAAUACCAAAACAUGCCUCUCUUGAAGGGGAGGGCAACCGUGGAUAUGAAGGUCAAGGUCAAGGACAAUCCUAACCUGGAUGAGUGUGUGCUUCGAAUAGUUCUAGAUGGUUACAAUGCCCCAGUAACCUCUGGGAAUUUUUUAGAUUUGGUGGAGAGGCACUUUUAUGAUGGCAUGGAAAUCCAAAGAGCUGAUGGAUUUGUUGUUCAAACUGGAGAUCCUGAGGGUCCUGCAGAGAGCUUUAUUGAUCCAAGUACAGAAAAGCCCCGGACAGUACCACUUGAAAUCAUGGUAGAAGGAGAAAAAAUACCUUUCUACGGAGCGACUUUGGAAGAGCUUGGUCUGUACAAGGCUCAAACAAAACUUCCAUUUAAUGCAUUUGGAACAAUGGCCAUGGCAAGAGAUGAAUUUGACGAUAAUUCCGCGUCAAGCCAGAUAUUUUGGCUACUGAAAGAAAGUGAACUGACUCCUAGUAAUGCCAAUAUAUUGGAUGGCCGUUAUGCAGUGUUUGGAUAUGUGACAGAAAAUGAAAUUUUGUUGGCAGAUCUCAAAGUUGGUGAUGUGAUAGAAUCAAUUCAAGUAGUCUCUGGACUGGAUAACCUAGUUAAUCCAAGUUACAAGAUUGUUGCUGGCUAGCUCUCCCUGUACCAUGAAAAUCAAAUAACAUGCAUGAUUGUGAGCCUGCCAUGUCCUACAAAUCGGUUUGGCUAAUAAGAGAGAGCAGCAUGCUUUGUUUUUUAAGUACAUUGUUUUGUUCCCUGAUUUCAAGUUGACUGUAUUCAUUUCAGACAAUGCUUAUCCAUAUUGAUUUAUAAGCACUCUGAACUCAGUAAGUGCCUCUAAAUGAAUGCUUUCAUAGUGAAAUUGGAUAUAAAUCUGAGUUCCUGAA